This is a messenger RNA of Drosophila mojavensis, 1479 nucleotides long. RefSeq names its product tektin-2. The transcript has 3 exons. Gene Ontology annotation, cellular component: nucleus; microtubule cytoskeleton. The coding region runs from base 118 to 1419 and encodes 433 amino acids. Gene Ontology annotation, biological process: cilium movement involved in cell motility; cilium assembly. Lineage: Eukaryota; Metazoa; Arthropoda; Insecta; Diptera; Drosophilidae. The record is from RefSeq and is a predicted model, not a curated record.
AUUCAUGAAUCUAUACUACACCGCUUAGAAAUGGGAACAAUUCACACAUAAAACGUUAACACUUCAAUUAAGUUCAUUAUACACAUACAUAAAAAAAAAAAAAAAAAAAACGUUAAAAUGGCUUUUCAUUUUAUAUCAACCAUGGAAAAACCGAUGCAGCACGUCUCGGUGUUCGAUUGGCAAAGUCGGCUUGAUCGUCUCCGAAAUGUUGCAAAUGCCCGACGUGCUGAUGCCUUUGCCGACCGUAAUUUAUCCAGGGUGCUACGCAAUGAGUCGCGUAUUGAGGGCGAAUGGGCCAACUACGCAUCGAAUCAUGCAUUGGAUUUACGCAUUUUUGAGAUUAAGACAUGGCAUGAGUUAAUCACCAAAUCGUUUGAUCGCAUGGUGAAGGAAGUCGAUCUGCUGGUAAAGGAAAGGGCGGCAGCAGAGACAGACUUGGAGUGGCAGGCUGGUCCUGUAGCUGUCAUCAGAGAGUUGUUGUUCAUCCGCGAUGAUCGCAACGAAUCAGAGCUAUCAGCCGAUUCCGUCAGCACAGAGCUACAUAAUCAAUUUUUUAUAUUAGAGAACAAUCAUCAGUUGCUGGCAAGGCUCAUCCAAACCGCAUGGGAAAAGCUGGCGCGUCUUGACGUGGUGCGCUUCAAGGUGGAGCAAGAGCUGAAGAAUAAAAUGGAAACCGUUGAAAUUGACACAGCACAGCGGUCUCUGACUUGCAAGUCGAACGCUAUUUCCUUCAAGCUGGACGCCUUGCGGGACCCCAAAGAGUCCCGUUCCUAUGAGAAUUGGCUGGAGUCUACUAAAAAUUUAAAGCAAAUGGUAGAUAAUGAAGUAGAAGAAACAGUCGGCAUACGGGAAUCACUUAACGUGUGUCGCAACAAGGCUCUCAGCAUUUUGAAAGGCCAGGACCAGUAUACGGAAUUCUAUAUACGUAAUCGUAUUUUUCAAACCCAACAGGCUUACAACGAGCUCAAUUGGCAGCGCUCGAAAUUGGUAGAAGACAUUAGGGCAUUAACGUGCGAGAUACAAGAUAUGGAGGAUGCGUUGCUUGAAAAUACAAACGCGCUGAAGUUGGCCGAGACACGUUUGGAAAAUCGUAACCAGCGCAACAUCACAGAACUAUGUUUAGACGAAGCAUACGAUUCCCUAUGUCUGGAGGCUGAAAAAUUAAGGGAGAUCCGGCGUUGUCUUAUGAGAAAGCUCGAUGAAUCAAAAGCCAAUUUGAAUCUGAUAUCAGAUCAUACAAAUAAGAUCGACCUUGAUAUCGGUAAAAAGGAGCACAGUAUUAUGAUUGACACAAAGGCACUCGAGGUGUGCAGAGCCUUCAAGGUAAAGGAUGGUGGCAUUCCCGAGCACAAUCCAUUUGCCCAAACAGAUUUAAACAUUGAACUGACACACGCAGAGGACAUUACAGAAAAGAACUGAGCAGCUCACUAAGUGUUUUCCAUUUAUUCUACUUAUCAAUAAAAUACCGGCAUAAAUAAA